AACUUACUUUGUGUUAACACACAAAAAAAAACAAUUGAAGGCCUUGAAUUUUUUGAGUAGAAAGAAAACCGUAAAAUUUUCCAAUAAAGUUAUCGAUUUCCCACUAGAUAUGUAAUAUUUUUUUUACUUUUGACAUUUGCUACAGAUUACCGAUUAUUUGACAUUUCAUUUCAUUCUCAUUCACAAGUUGACUUGACUAAAGAAGUUUAUAACAAAACUUCUUGAGUGAUGGAUGUUUACGUGUCAGCUGUCACGGAGAUGUUUUGAUUACAAAAAAUAGAUUGGAGAACCCAUUUCAUCUCGGCCUCCCGUUUUCCUGAUGCCCGGCAAUAAAUAAUUUGUAUAAAUGUCAUGGUUCGCGGACCUCGCCGGGAAGGCGGAGAGCCUCCUUAACAACCUGGAUGAACAGACUGGCGCGGCUUUGCGCAAUCAUAACGUUUCGAGGAAAAGCAAUGUACCAGAAUUUGUUGUCGGUCAUGCCGCCGAGACUGUUUGGGCGCCAAAGAAACGAAUUAUGACUCGCAAUAAAAAAGCUAUGCCGAUACCAGCCAGUCGUAAAUCUUCACCAACGUCACAUCACCAGCCCCGCACAAUAAUGAGAGACAAUGCAGAUUCUUCAAAGAAUGGUUCUAUCAAGUCCAAGAUAUCACCUUCAAGAAAGGCCAGUCCUCACCGUCAGUUCAAUUUGGAACAACAGUGCCCUAGAACGUUAGUUGGAGAUGUGAAAGACAAUGACUUAUUUGAAAAUUAUGGUUUGAAACAUAGAAGGUUCAGUCUACCAUCAGACUUGGAACUCCUAAACGGUGAAGAAUGGACGUACAAGAUGCAAAACAUGGAGGUGGAGAAUGCAAUGCUGAAGAACGAACUGAACGUAAUGAACCGAGAGGUCGCUGAACUAUUGGACAGGCUACGGAAGACAGAGGAUGGUAAUGAUGUUGAUAGUACAGAAGUAACGAAAACUCGCAUAAAACAAGAAACAACAGAUGUAUUAAAUCACCGUUUGAAUUUGGAGAAACAAACGCUGUCGUCUCAAGUGGAGCUGCUGUCGGUCAAAAUUCAAGAACAUACUAACGCAGAAGUAUCGAAGUUUAAGGAGUUGAACCAAAAAUUAGAAACUGAUGUUGCCGUUUUGAGGAGCCGAAAUAUAGAGUUGGAGGAAAAAUGUAAAAUAUUAUCAGAAGCCGCAAAAGAUAGGGAUGCAGUGCAAACCAAGCUUGAGAACGACUUGAGACACGCACAAUCGCAAAUAAGCGAACUACAGGGUAACUUGCAGAAGACUACGGAAGAAUGCAGGAGAUUGGAGAAAGACUGGGAGUCCUACAAAGUGAGAGUGAAGAAUAUGCUGCAAGCUAAAGACGCGGAGAUAAAGAAAUUACAUGACGGCAUGAAUUUUAGUGAGGAUACCAAGUCGUUGAUUGCACAGAUGGAGCAUUUGAAAGAAGAACGCGACGAGCUCCACGAUGCGGUAUCAGGUAUUCGGUCGGAGUGUACGGAUAUGAAGCAGUAUUUGCAGCAAGUGGAGGUGCGACACGCGGCCGCUGAGCGCGUGGUGGCCGCGCUGCGGGACGCGCUGCGCGAGGAACGGUCGGCCAGGUCCAGGGCCGAGACACAGUGUGUUGCUGUCGCUAAGGAAAUGAAAGCCAUGCAACUGGAGACAGGUCAGACAAUAGCCAGUUUACGAACAGCCUUGCGGGAUAAAGAGCAUGAACUGAUCCACCUCCGCGACACGACCUCCACCGUCCGAAGCACGGACACGAGUGCGCUGAACGUCGCAGACUAUGACGUCAUGCAGGACACCAUAGACAACAACAAGAUUGACUACCUCACCCAAACCCUCGUCCAAAGACAAACGAAAAUCGAUAAUUUACUCGCCGAAAAUAAUAUGCUUAGGAUACAACUGGAAAAAUUAGAAUCAAAACUGAAAGCGGACCAAUCGCUGCAACGGUUGAACUCCCACAGUGUGGUACACUUACAAGAUGGCGACGGUCGCCGGUCGAGACAGGUUCCCUCCACACUGUCCGCACUGUCACUGCGCAUCGGUAUUAUGGUCAAACGAUACCCCGUGCUCAGGGCCUUCGUCAUCGGGUAUAUGAUCUGUCUACAUUUGUGGGUCCUCACCGUAUUGUUCACAAGCACACCAGAAGAUUACGUUCCCACCUCAAAAUCUUAAACCUGUGUUACAUAAUAAUAUUCAUAAACAACCUACAAACCUACUUAUUCUAACUAUGGAAUAUUCCGCCUUUCACGCGUAUGAGGACUAUCCCGUAACGAAUUUAGCGCUGUUGCUCAAAAUUUUGCUAGUGUCACACCAUUGGACAAUAAAAUUUGACAGCUACACUGAUUGGACAGGUUGCCUAAUGCUACACCAACGCUAUCUGGCGAGCACAAAAACUAUAAUUAUAAGUUGACUUUGAAUUGUUAAAACAGGUUUAUCGGUUCUUUCUGAAUAAGUUGUAAGUCUUUAGUGUUUACAAAAUGUAUUUGUAUAUAAAAUAUUCCAUUAGUAUGUAUUCCAUAUAAUACUAGGUAAGUCAAAUUGAAUUUGCGAUUCAGUUGAAACGUUUAAAAGCAAUUGACAGAGCUUUAAGUUAUGAAAUACUGCGUGUACGUAGUUUGUAUUGAGAGAAAAUAGUAUUACCUUUCUAGACAAUUCGAUUAAAAAUCUAUAACAAGUGUAAAUAAUGAAAUAUUUAUGUUCCACCAUAAACCUGGUCGUUAUCGACUUUAUAACGGUUAGCAUACAGCUUAUUUUAGGUUACACAUCUGUUUAAAACAUUAUGUUCACAAUCUUAUGAAGAUUAUAUGUGAUUUGAUGACAAAUAACAAGUUAGAAAUAUUCUAAUAUAGCAACAUUGAGAAAAUAUCACAUGGAAUAGUGAAUUAAUUUGAGUCACAAAAUAUUUUUAACACAUAAUGGUAAGCGUCCACAGGUCCUCAUCGUAUGCAUCGGACGGAUCGCUUCAAACUGAUUGACUGCGUUCGUGCGAUGCGGAUCAGCGGACGCAGUUGUAUGAGUUUCUAUACAAGACAAACUAAAAUCCGUUGAGUGCGAUGCGUGCGUUGCGUACGAUGCGGGCUUGUGGACGCUUACCUUAAACGUUGGUGGCAUCUUUAUGAAAAAUUGAGGUAUGUAUUGAAAAUUUUGUUACGACGUAAGCAUAGAAAAAACUUAUACUAUGUAUUCCAAACUUAGUUAAUUUAUCUCUCUACUAAGCUGCGUGAUUUUAAAUUAGUAAAACCAAGUAUUUUUGUAUUAAAAAGUCAGGGGAAACUAGUAUUUUUAGAUGUUAAAUCUGUAAUUGGUAUUUAUUUAAUAUUUAUUAUUUCAUUAGUAUCUUGAUUCGUGGUGCUAAAUGAAUUUAAAAAUGACUAUGUAUGUAUUUGUGUAUAUAGAUAACGAAUCUCGACAGUGCUUUAAUAAUUGGCCAUAUAAUGUACCUAAUUUGUUGUCUUUAUUUAUUAUUAUUACUGUUGGCUUACGUUUGGUUAUAUUUUGAAAUUUAUUUUAUGUUCCUUAUUGUUAUUUUGCCGACUGACGGGAUCAUGGGCUAAAUAAAGUGUUUAUAAACCUUU
Molecule: messenger RNA, 3573 nt
Organism: Spodoptera frugiperda (fall armyworm)
Lineage: Eukaryota; Metazoa; Arthropoda; Insecta; Lepidoptera; Noctuidae
Gene: Golgin84
Product: golgin subfamily A member 5
Exons: 9
Coding region: 347-2170 (607 amino acids)
Biological process (GO): retrograde transport, vesicle recycling within Golgi; Golgi organization
Cellular component (GO): Golgi cisterna; Golgi membrane
Source: RefSeq, a predicted model, not a curated record